AUGAAUGCACCAGAUCGUUUUGAACUUUUUGUCAUUCCUGAAGGGAAGAAGAAAGUAGAAAUGGAAAUCGACACAAAGAUUCCUAAUGCAGCCACCUUUACUAUAGAACGCGAAGAUCAUACACUUGGUAAUAUUCUGAGAAGCCAAUUACUGAAAGACCCUCGAGUUCUCUUUGCUGGUUACAAAGUACCGCAUCCCUUAGAGCACAACUUUCUUAUUAAAGUACAAACAGUGCCUGGAACAUCGCCCGGAAAAGCGUUAAAAGACGCUACAUCAGAACUUAUAUCGGAAAUCAAUGGGCUGAAGAAUAAAUUUGACAUGGAAGUGAUUCGACAUCGUACAUUUGAGGAAUCGAGAACAGGUCAAGGGUACGAUACUGAUAUGAACCCUAUGGAUCAUCAUGCCGGUAUGGAUGUCGACUUUUAA
This is a messenger RNA of Mycotypha africana, 426 nucleotides long. RefSeq names its product DNA-directed RNA polymerase. The transcript is spliced from 3 exons. Gene Ontology annotation, biological process: transcription by RNA polymerase II. Lineage: Eukaryota; Fungi; Mucoromycota; Mucoromycetes; Mucorales; Mycotyphaceae. Gene Ontology annotation, cellular component: RNA polymerase II, core complex. The record is from RefSeq and is a predicted model, not a curated record. Gene Ontology annotation, molecular function: protein dimerization activity; DNA binding. Bases 1 to 426 code for a protein of 141 amino acids.